AUGAGGGACCUCGCCGAUACCGUCUUGGCUGAGGCCACAAGCCGCAGCCAGAGUUUGAUCCAGCGACAUACACUUUCUCCCGGCACGAAUCAGACACUGUCCUUGUGGAGAGUACGCUGGAACCGCUUCGUAGUGGAUGUUCUCAAAAAGGAUAUCACCACAACUCCGGUCGGAGAAGACGUGGAAAAGUUCUUCUGGAUCAUUCAUCGCUUCAUGGACAGCAAGCGCGAGAAGAUUUCACUGAAUUACUACAAGCACGCCUUGACUGUGGUUUUGAAGAAUCUGGAGUUCACGUACCCAGACUUCACAUGGAGUAGUCAUCACGCUCUUCGUCUAGGAGAUGAAGCUAACCGACUUGUCAGGCGGUCGGACCGUAACCUGGUGCUCGUCUUCGAGGAAGCCAUAAACGAGGCUGCAACAAUGUGUCCACUACGCUGGAUACUGGUAUUGGCCCUGAGGGUGGGCCAGGUGAAGCAGCGAUCCUACGAAACCCUACAUGAAGCUUGUAAGAACUCUCUCGCUACGCCUCUCAAUGGAGAGAUUGUGUGGGAGAACCCGCAGUGGCCUCUCCUCGGAGCUUUUACAAUUGGUCUCAACCUCAUCCAGUUUGACAAGCCAGCCGGCGUGCAACAGAUUGGCACUACGUUGAGACAAGCAGCAGACUUGGUCGGAAUGGUGAUCCCGCCCGUCACACAUGACAUACGCCGUGGAGCUGCAGCAGAUUUAGCUGCAGCAAACCUAGACAGUCAAGCAUCGACAACGCACGUGGGACGCCGCUUAAACCAUACGACCUCUUCUCGAGACACUGCAUUGACAGAUCACUACAUUGGCCCCCGACUUGUUGACGACCUGAAGCCCCGCCUUCAGGCCUUGGACAACAGUAACAUUCUGGACUUCGGCCCGAGGUUGGCCCAAGAGCCCUACACGCCCAUGGGCAAGCUUCGUCCCGAGCCGGUCAAUGAGGCUUGUGUUCACUACAAUCUGGAUCCUACGAUUUUGUCCGAACGAUACGCAGCUGCGAAGCGGAUGCGUGAGCAACAUCGAACAGACUGGGUGGAAGGACAGACAGGUCACCGCCCGGCCCCUGUCAUUGAAGCAGAAUCAGAAGGCCUCAAUGAGUAUGAGUUUGAGGAUCGAGACACAGAAGCCUUCGGGGCAAAUCUCAUUGACACUGACUGCGAUCUUCUGGAUGAAGAUGACGCUUUCGAGGUUCUUGAUCACACAGCUAUCGAGGAUUCUGAGCAGGAGUCCACUACGAACCUGUCGGAGGUUCCCUUCGACGGCAAAGUGUCCGAUUUUGAAGUCUGUCCCGGUACCAGGACCAAGGCAAGGCUUUUCAGAAGCAAAGAGGGUUUAAUCAAGCACUAUCGUAAUGUCCACAAGAUGACGAAGGCAGCGGCCGAAGCGGCCUACAAGUCAUACAUCAUUUCGAAGAGCACGACCAAAUAG
This is a messenger RNA of Colletotrichum orchidophilum, 1449 nucleotides long. RefSeq lists its product as uncharacterized. The transcript is spliced from 4 exons. The record is from RefSeq and is a predicted model, not a curated record. Bases 1 to 1449 code for a protein of 482 amino acids. NCBI's taxonomy places the organism in Eukaryota, Fungi, Ascomycota, Sordariomycetes, Glomerellales, Glomerellaceae.